AAACCCACAAAUUUAAUGUUGCUUUAAGUGAUUUGUGGGUUUAGUAAAAUGGCCACCUUUUGUAUAUAACAAACGGAUCAUGCAACAUGCAUUAAAGCCGAAUUUUCGAAUGAAAUCGAUUUGCUCGCGCUGACGUUACGUCCCAAAGCGACCCUAGCGGACUAGAUCGUGUGCUUGCUGGAGGUGCGGAGGCUCUGCGUCCUGCUGUGAGUUGCUACCUUGUGUGUCACCCUCUGUAGUGCGGGAGAGGGCGGAUUCGGACGGAGCCCGAGCUCGUUUGAAAGGAGCAGGAGCAGGAGCGAGCGUAGUGUGCUGGCCGACAGGGAGGGAGGAGGCCGGAGCAGGCAAAAGCGACAAGAGGAGCGGAGGAUUUUUAUGUAAAUGACAAAUAACUGUUUAGCACUAAUCCCACCUGUUGUUUAAGGAGAGCCGCUGCUCAGGAGGGGGUCACUGAGGAAACUUCUGCCAUCCAGUAAAUGUGAAGCGACCGAGACUUUUUCUUUUUCCUUUAAUUUUUUUUAAAUUGCGAGCUGCUAGCCUGCCUAGCUAGGAAUGAGUGUAGGACGCUAGCUGGCUUCUGUAACUAGUGCAUUCACAUGGACGCCAGAAUGGACGGAACUAUAAACGCGUUUUCUAUCCCGCGGCUUAUUUAACACGCCUUUACCGAAGUGUCAGUGAAAUUAUUUGUAUUUUAUUACCAUGUGCACUUAGGCGGCGGAGGCGCUGCGCAAAAAAUCUAAAUCCAACAUCGAUGGAGCAGGGGCGUUUUGGUUUGAGCUAGCUAGCCCAGCUAGCCGGCCUGCCUGCUCCACCACCAGAGCAAAAGCACAAAGCGCGAAAAGAAAGUAGUCGCACCAUUUUUUAUUGUUUUUUUUUAGACGGGUUUCAUAGUAUUUGGAGGUGCGUUUUGGGGGGAAAUUCAAAGCGGCUUCGUUUAACAGCAGGCUGUUUGCUUUAUGUUGGGGAGCAGAUAAAGCUAGCUAGAUCAGCUAGCCGAGAUUGGCUCAGUGUUUCAGCGCCCGGUCCCAAUGAAGGAGUACAAAGUGGUGGUGUUGGGCAGCGGUGGCGUGGGCAAGUCCGCCCUGACCGUGCAGUUUGUCACUGGCACUUUUAUUGAAAAAUACGACCCGACCAUCGAGGAUUUCUAUCGGAAAGAGAUCGAGGUAGACUCGUCUCCAUCGGUGCUGGAGAUCCUGGACACUGCAGGAACCGAGCAGUUCGCGUCCAUGAGAGAUCUUUAUAUCAAGAACGGCCAAGGCUUUAUCUUAGUUUAUAGCCUUGUAAAUCAGCAGUCAUUUCAGGACAUCAGACCGAUGCGUGACCAAAUAGUUCGGGUGAAGCGCUUUGAGAAGGUUCCCCUCAUCUUGGUGGGCAAUAAGGUGGACCUCGAAUCUGAGCGCGAGGUCGCCGGGUCUGACGGCCGAGCCCUGGCACAGGAGUGGGGCUGUCCGUUCAUCGAGACCUCGGCUAAGAGCAAGACCAUGGUGGACGAGCUCUUUGCAGAGAUCGUGCGCCAGAUGAACUAUGCCACUUUGCCUGAGAAACAGGAGCAGUGCUGCACGGCUUGUGUGAUGCAGUGAGGUCCCUGGCCUUACCGCACACUCCACAGCCACAGCACCUGGCAGGAGGCCCUUUUGAACCAGUGUCUGCUUCAGUGAUGUUUUGACCCCAUGAGCCACACCAGUGUCACUGAGCCGUCUGAACUCGGACUGAUGAGGUCACUUGACAAGCCUUGGUUUUGCUGCAGCGUAAAGCAGGGACUUUGAAAUCUCUGACUUUCAUCGGUGUCUGUAUUGUAGAGCACAUAUAUAAUACAGUAUAUACACAGUAUACUGGGUGUUUUUUUGGGAACUGCAUGAUAAGCAUCAGUGGGAGGGCAGAGGACUUUGGAAACAGGGCCAAAUGUGACAGGGCUAUUAAUAUCUAUUUUCUUAGAGGGGGAAUUAUGUUAUGUAUGAGCAGGAUUUCUGCCACCAGUAAAAUGCUGACGGUGCUCAGUUGUACAUCCCCAUGAUUUUCUUUUAACAUUUUAUGUUUGAUAUCUACUUUUAAAGUGAUAAUAGCCAUUACAGAGGUUUGAAACCCGGACCAUCUAACUUUGCGUUCUUUUGUUUUUAUUUUAUUUUUUAAGACUACAGUAUGUAUGCUUUUUUUCCCCUCUCAUAAUAGUAUAUUUAUUAAAAUGUUUAAUUACAAAAAUGGAUACAUAUUGAAUUUUUAUGUUCCAUUGGCCUUUUUGCUUUUUGUGACCGUAUGCAUUGUUUCUCAAAUGGAGCAUUAAUGACGCCUUAAAUGAUUACAGUUUCAAACUUGUGUGUGAA
Messenger RNA from Silurus meridionalis, 2321 nucleotides. It is a transcript of the gene rap2c, whose product is annotated as RAP2C, member of RAS oncogene family. The transcript is spliced from 3 exons. Gene Ontology annotation, cellular component: plasma membrane. Gene Ontology annotation, molecular function: GTP binding; GTPase activity; GDP binding. Lineage: Eukaryota; Metazoa; Chordata; Actinopteri; Siluriformes; Siluridae. Gene Ontology annotation, biological process: negative regulation of cell migration; Rap protein signal transduction. The record is from RefSeq and is a predicted model, not a curated record. Bases 1029 to 1580 code for a protein of 183 amino acids.